AUGGAUAACAACUACCACGAACACAACAACAACAAAACAACCUCCCAAACACGCCUUAAGCUAUUCGGCUUCCACGUCCAAGAAGACGAAACCAUGCACGAUAAUCUUCAAGACUCAACAAACAAAACCGCUUCCUCUUCCACUUCAACUUCCCCUUCAAGAUCACCGGACUCCUCCGCUGCCGGUGACGCUCUCACUUUCCCACCUUCCUCCGGUGAAAGAAAAUACGAGUGUCAAUACUGUUGCAGAGAGUUCGCAAAUUCCCAAGCACUUGGUGGACACCAAAACGCGCAUAAAAAAGAGCGUCAACAACUCAAACGCGCUCAGUUACAAGCUAACCGAAACGCCGCCGUUUCGUUUGUUAGGAACCCGAUGAUCUCCGCCUUUGCUCCGCCGCAGCACUUGCUUGCUCCUCCGCCGGGGUCCAUGAUGGUUCCAUCUUCCUCGUGGGUUUACGUUCCGCCGCGUUCUGCUCCUCCGCCCUUCCACGUGUCGGUUUCUCACGGUUGCGUUUUCCCGUCGGGAAACGGAAACACCAUGAUGAGUGGAAACAAUAAUAGUAAUACUAAUUUUGCGGGUGCAGGGAUGUUUCCGUGUGUUGGCGUUGUAGGGGAUUCAGCGUCCGCAUUGUCAACGAUGCAGGUACAAGCCCGGGCCCACAUGAUUGAUGGGCCCUGUUUGAGUAGGUUCAGUGGGCCCAAUUUUGAUGAUGCAUUGGGCUUGGAUUUGCACCUUAGUCUCGCGCCAGCUGCGGCUCGCUCAUACGGCUCGGCUCAGCUUGGUUAUUCUAGAUGCUCCCCUUAG
Lathyrus sativus (Indian pea) is the source of this 804-nucleotide messenger RNA. The record is from the annotation of a GenBank genome assembly. NCBI's taxonomy places the organism in Eukaryota, Viridiplantae, Streptophyta, Magnoliopsida, Fabales, Fabaceae.